Messenger RNA from Meloidogyne enterolobii, 447 nucleotides. The record is from the annotation of a GenBank genome assembly. NCBI's taxonomy places the organism in Eukaryota, Metazoa, Nematoda, Chromadorea, Rhabditida, Meloidogynidae.
AUGUGUGCAAAUAUGAAUGUGAGAGAAUUGCGUAGUAGGGCUCAUUUCCCUUAUAUUUUGGCAAAUGUGAAAAAUAUUGUUGAAUCGAUGGAUGAACGUUACCAAGUAAACGAAAGAUUGUCUAGUGAAAUGGUCGAACGCAUAAAUUUUGUGAGAGAAUGUGUUGUUAGGGCAGAGGAUAUGCUUGUUAUUCGAGAUUUUUCUGAUGCAAGAAAACUUUAUGGUCGAUUAACAAUAUUAAAUAAAGAAUUAAUUGGACAAAAAACGGUUAGAAUGGCAGCACGUAAAGAAUUGCUAGACGGACUUAAAUUUUUAAAUGUUUCAAUUGAUCAGUUUGCCCGUUUACGAGUUGGAGAACCCUCACAUUCUCUUAUAAAAGAGUGUAGGAAAGCUAUUGCGAACGAUAAUUUAGAAGCUCUUCCAAAACUAUUUGAAUUCGGUGUUUAA